GUGCGGUGCGGGGGGCUGCGGGGGAGAGCGCGCACCCCGGACGGGCGGGGAGGCGGGCGGGCGGGCGCUGUGAGUGCACUUGCACGCGGCUGCUCGUCUCGUGUUUGGCCCCGUCCUGCAUCGCCGUGCGCUGCUCGGCCCGCCGGGCUGGGGGUGCCCUGUGGGAGCCGGCCGCCGCACCCGCCUCCUGAGCGGCUCCGCGCGUGUGACUUGAUUGCACUCUUCUGCUGCGAGUGUGCGUGCGUGCGUGCGUGUGCCCGCGCCGGCGCCGGCUCGUCCUGUCUCCGCGCAGCGCAGCUGGGAUUUCUAGGACCGAGACCCCCGACCCCCGACCGGGCCGGCAGGGAGUCGUGCCGGGAGAAGUGGCCCGGCUCCCCCCUCCCCCGGCGGCCGGCAGAGUCGGGGCGGGUGUUUGCAAGGAGAGGGGGGAGCGCCCUCGCCGCUUGCUUUUUCAUUCUUACAUCCGUCUAUUUUUAAACUUUCCUAUGGACUGAGAUGGCCUCCGAGCUGGCCAUGAGCGCGGAGCUGCCCACCAGCCCCCUGGCCAUCGAGUACGUCAACGACUUCGACCUGAUGAAGUUCGAGGUGAAGAAGGAGCCGCCCGAAGCCGAGCGCUUCUGCCACCGCCUGCCGCCCGGCUCGCUGUCCUCCACGCCCAUCAGCACGCCCUGCUCCUCCGUGCCUUCCUCGCCCAGCUUCUGCGCCCCCAGCCCCGGCGGGCAGGCGGGGGUGGCUCCCGGCGGGGGCGGCGCGGCAGCCAACAAGCCCCAGCUGGAGGACCUGUACUGGAUGUCCAACUACCAGCACCACCUGAACCCCGAGGCGCUCAACCUGACCCCGGAGGAUGCCGUGGAGGCGCUCAUCGGCGCCCCCCAUCACCACCACCACCACCACCACCACCAGCCGGGCUACGAGGGCUUCCGCGCGCAGGCCUUCGGCGCCGAGGAGAUGCCGCCCUCGGGCCACCACCACCACGCGCAUCACCACCACCACGGGCAUCACCUGCGGCUGGAGGACCGCUUCUCGGACGACCAGCUGGUGAGCAUGUCGGUGCGGGAGCUGAACCGGCAGCUGCGCGGCUUCUCCAAGGAGGAGGUGAUCCGCCUCAAGCAGAAGCGGCGCACGCUGAAGAACCGCGGCUAUGCCCAGUCGUGCCGCUACAAGCGGGUGCAGCAGCGGCACAUCCUGGAGAACGAGAAGUGCCAGCUCCAGGGCCAGGUGGAGCAGCUCAAGCAGGAGAUCGCCCGCCUGGCCAAGGAGCGGGACCUCUACAAGGAGAAGUACGAGAAGCUGGCCGGCCGCGCCUUCCCCCGCGAGCCCUCGCCCGCCGCCGCCCCGGGGAAAACCUCCGCCGACUUCUUCAUGUGAGGCUCCCCUGCGACGGGGGCAAGGCUUUUCCCCACCCCCCCUUUCAUCCCCUGUACAUAGAUCCCUGGCGCUGUCUCCCUCUCGGCUUCCUCCCAGCCACCAGACCGGGAUGGACACAAGCGACCAUGGCUUGGGAUGGCUUGGACGGGGAUGACCCUGCCUCGGCACUGGAUGGACACAGCUUAUGGGUCGGGCAGGGCACCGGACUAGACGGACACAAGCAGUGGAUGGUUUGGACGGGGCUGAUCCCGCUUUGGGGCAGGGGGCUGGACCAGACGUGGCCUCUGGAGGUCUCUUCCAGCCCUUCUUCUCGAGGAGGAUCCUGCGAGACCCAGCCCCCAGGCAGAGAAGGCUGCCACCCCCACUUCCAGGCACAUCCAGGCUGGACUCUUUUGCAAGCUUGUCUUUUACUUGGGAUGGGUGGGGGGUCCUUUCCCAUCCAAAAAAGCCAAGAAAAGGAGCAUUUUUACCUCCCCCCUGCAGCCGCCCCCGAUGCGACAGAACUUUGUACCUCCCCAGACCUGGCUUUGGCCAAGGACAAGCAGCCAGGCACGCACACGCACUCCUGAGUCUUAACGUGACCCCCCCGCCCCGAACUUUAGAAAGCACCGGGGAGGGGGAAAGCCAGACACCGCUUCGGAUGCUGGGGGGGGGGAAAGAAAGGACAUCGCCGACUUGAAAGACUUGAAGCAAUACGAAAAAACAAACCAACAAAAAAGAUGAAUGAUGAUAAUAGCAAACCUCUGACUUUUUAUUUUAUCUUUUUUUUUUUGUUCUCCUGGAAACUGGGUGCCACGCAGCGUGUUGCGGGGAGGAAAGAGAGAGCCCGUGGUGAAAUCUUCCUGUAUUGCCCUUCGCCCCAAGCAAGCAGCCUCCGAGGAGCCGUGCCGAGAAGCUGUUACCUGUGGUUCUUAGAAGACUUUUUAAGCAAUCCUGCAUGCAGGACAUGUAUGGUAUUUCAAUAAUCGCCCCCCCGCCCUUUUUUUUUCUUUUGUACUAGAACAGAUGAAGAAAAAAAAAAAAAAAAGCAUGAUCCUGUUUUUUUUUUUCUUUGUAAAGUUUGUUUGGUUUUGUUUUUUUUUUUUUCUUUUUUCCUUUCCCCCAUCCCCGAACGUUCAGUUUUCUGUUUGCAGCACUUCUGGGGCGCGUCUUAAACAAAAACGAAUAGUCUUAAACAAAUGUUUGCAAAGUGAUGUUUUCUCUCUCAAUGGAGCAGUGCAGCAAAACACACACACAAGGGACUGGGAUAUGUGUCUUGGGACUUCAGACGACAAAAAGGGUUGAGUUUACCUGCUUUUUAUCUCCCUCCUUUUUCUUAUUAAUAUUCUUGUUGUUAAAGUUGUUGGGUUUUUUUGUUUGUUUUUUUUUUGUUUCGUUUUUUUAAAAAAAAAAGGAAACCUGAGCCAGACUUAACUUAUUUCAAGGUGUCCACUUGUACAUAUGUAGAAUUUAGUUAGUUUUUUGCCUUUUUUUCUGAGCCUAUAUUUUGCUUGGUGAUUUAAGGAAAAAAAAAUCUUAAAAAAAAAAAAAUAAAAUAAACACAAGUCUUAAUGAAAGUUUGUAUGUAAUAGCAUGCAAAUAAUAUAAGAAUUAAUUUAAUGAUGUUGAUAAAGCCGAAUGCACUAUAUACAGGAAUCAAUUGGAUUAAGUAAUACUGUUGUUUUAUAGAGAUUUAAAAUUAUCUAUGCUCUUAAAAAUAUUGGGGGGAAAAACGUUAACAUUCUAAGAUGACCAGAAAGGCAAUAUAAUAAUAUAUGGACUGCAAUCAGUUGGCUGCUAUAUCACUAUGCACCAGAUUUAUUUAUUAACCCUUGGGAAACAAAAUGUUAUUUUAACUUUGAUUUAAAAGAGGAGGGGGGGGGGGAACCCUGAAAAUGCACAUUAUUUCUUGCAAAAGAAAGAAAAGCAGCAAUCUUGUGAUGCUGCUCUAUGUGAAAGUGGAAAAGGAAAGCUAUGUAACUAGAAGUUGGGUUUUUUGUUUUUUGGGGUUUUUUUAACAAGUUGCUUAUUUAAAAAAAAAAAAAUAAAAAAUCUUGGGGAAGGCAGAAAGGUCUGAACAAACCUGGGCUUUGGAAACUGGUGCAUUUUAGGAACUGUUUGGCAAAGCAUUUUUUGAUGACCUGUUGUUUCAGUUUCUGAUGAUUUUAAUCCUGUUGCCUCAAGAUAAAACGUAUGUUCAUCCAGAGCGUCAGUUCAGUUUUUUGUUGUGUUGGGUUUUCUUUUUUUAAUACAAACGGCUUUGGAGCCGCAUGGGCGAUUUGCAACCUCGAAAACCCCUACGUAUCAUUUUUUUGUUUGUUUUUUGGGAGUCGUUUGCCUUUCGUGUUCAGGCAUCCAUGCAAAAUUCAGUCGAGCUUUUCCUUUGCUACGGACAGACGACAAAACAAAAUAACCCCCUUCGCACCCCCCAUCUCGGUGCUUGCAGGCAGCGGUGGUCUGGCGGGUGGGUCCCCGUUCUGGAGGAGACGCGAGGAGCACCCGCUUCUUGGCAGUGCUUUGUUCAGCAAAAUCCAAUGCAUCCGACGCGUUCAAAUGUGUUUUGAGUUUAAAAGCCAGAGCAGGGAAAUGCGUACCGGCAACCCUCAGAGCAACCGUGUAGACAGAAGGGUGUUUAUUUGAACUUUAUUUUGGGAGGAUUGAGAUGAAAUGCACUUUUUUUCCAACCCCCAUUUUAAAAAUAAAAAGAUCAGAAAAUUGGCAAGCCUGGGAAACGGGGAAUAAAAAAAUAACACCGUCGUAAACAAAUCCAUGCACGUUUUGUCCACUUUGGAAGCUGUGUUUGCUUUCAGUUUUCCCGUCUUCUGCUUGGCUUCCUGCUCGAACCAGGACUGGUGUCGGUGGGGUUGGAAGCGAUUAAACCGGCGAGAUAGGUAGAUAGUAAACGAUGGCAGAGGUGUGUUGACGCUCCUCGUUUCCUUCCAAAGUUGUCAUCUCUUGGGAAGAAAAAUCUGUGAACGUUUUAGUGCUGUUUCUAAUGCUCCUGCAUUGUAGAGUUAGACCUUCCACCGAUUUGACUUUUAAAUACUUUUAAAUGCCUUUUACAAUUUAUUAGCCUGGUUUUCCACCCCCCACCCCUCCCAUUGCACAAUAUUUAAAUUUACAAGUGAAAGUUUUUUGGAAUUAAGUUGUGGUUUUAUUCUCUUUUAUGGGAAUCAUGUAGAUGAAAAAUGUUUAAAAAAAAAUAAAUUCAUUUUUCCUUUUAUUUUCUUUUUCCUUAAGGAAGAGAGGGACCUAAUUAUUUGAGUAUUUUAUUUUCAACGGGUUAUUUAGACCUUCGUUGUAUUUUUUUUUUUUGUUUUUACAGUAUCGAGAUUUACAAUUCUAAGGGAUUUGAUCCAAAGUGAGACUUCCCCCCCCGCACGUAUCGGAGAAAUCGUUUUCUUUUUAAACAAGGAAUUAUUUCCACACCAAAUGAGUGCUCUCAUGAAUAGCUUUUAAUGCUGUGUCUGUUUUGUAACCAAAUCAAAAGUGUAGUCCAUUGACUUUUAUUUUAAAUGGUAAUAAAUGGUUUUAUUUCCCCUUUUG
Messenger RNA from Alligator mississippiensis (American alligator), 4893 nucleotides. It is a transcript of the gene MAFA, whose product is annotated as MAF bZIP transcription factor A. The transcript has a single exon. Gene Ontology annotation, biological process: regulation of transcription by RNA polymerase II; retinal rod cell development. Gene Ontology annotation, molecular function: DNA-binding transcription factor activity, RNA polymerase II-specific; RNA polymerase II cis-regulatory region sequence-specific DNA binding. Lineage: Eukaryota; Metazoa; Chordata; Crocodylia; Alligatoridae. Bases 496 to 1368 code for a protein of 290 amino acids. The record is from RefSeq and is a predicted model, not a curated record. Gene Ontology annotation, cellular component: nucleus.